GCACAGGGACAGGUUACCGCACCAAUAAGAACUGUCCCCCCCCCCUCCCUUUAUAGUUUUUAAAACGUUAUCUAUGAUCAAAUGCAAAAGGAGUUUCUGCAGCAUUUAGAAACAAUUUCCUCGAGAAAUGGCCAUCUUUUUCGUGAAUUGUAUUAUUGCCUGUAUCUGUGGGAUAAGUCUAGCCAAUGUGAGUUCAAAUGAGAAGAUUUACUCAGAUAACAUCACUCGCAUUCUGGAUCGACUUUUGGAUGGUUAUGACAAUAGACUACGACCUGGAUCUGGAGGUGGCGUUACUGAGGUGAAAACAGACAUCUUUGUCACAAGUUUUGGACCUGUGUCAGAUGUUGAGAUGGAAUACACCACAGACAUGUUCUUUCGACAAAUGUGGGUUGAUGAGCGGCUGAAAUUUGUGGGUCCUAUUGAAAUCCUGCGUCUGAACAACCUCAUGGUUGACAAGAUCUGGACCCCAGACACCUUCUUCCGAAACUCCAAAAAGUCAAUUUCCCACAACAUGACCACACCUAACAAGCUUUUCCGUAUUAUGCAAAAUGGGACUGUCCUUUACACAAUGAGACUGACAAUAAGUACAGAGUGUCCAAUGAAUCUUAUGGACUUCCCCAUGGAUGGCCAUGCUUGUCCUCUCAGGUUUGGAAGCUAUGCCUAUACCAGCAGUGAAAUCGUUUUCACUUGGAGGAAGGGGCUGAUAAAGUCUGUCGACUGUCCCAAAGAGUCCAUGAGCCUUUUGCAGUACGAUCUGGUGGGGCAGACACUGUCGAAUGAGAUUUUCAAGUCAAACACAGGUCAGUACUCUGUGCAGGUGGUCCAUUUCCACCUCCAGAGGAAGCUGGGAUACUACCUCAUUCAGACAUACAUUCCACUUAUCAUGGUUGUCGUGCUGUCGCAAGUCUCUUUCUGGAUCAAUAAGGAGUCUGUCCCUGCACGUACAGUCGCCGGCAUCACCACAGUGCUAACAAUGACUACCUUGAGCAUCAGCGCCCGCCAGUCGCUCCCCAAAGUGGCCUACGCCACAGCCAUGGAUUGGUUCAUCGCCGUGUGUUUCGCCUUCGUGGCUUCAGCACUCGUCGAGUUUGCAGCAGUCAACUACCUUGCCACGCUGCAGGCCAACCGCCUGAAGAAGACAAAAGCUCGACAAGACAAGCUAGAGGUUUUGGCUACCGCGAGUGACGAUGACGACCCAGUUUUGGAGUCCAACAUCAGCAGUCAAGAAGGCCUGAAGAGGAGAAACCACUCGGUGUGUCCCAGUGAACCAGUCGAAGCUCCACCUGUGCCAAUAUUCCUCCAGCAGGGCUCGGCUUUCCCCCAAAUCCCACAGCUGGCCGGCACCAGCCCCAUCGACAAGUACGCCCGCAUUCUCUUCCCCUUGACAUUUGGCCUCUUCAACCUUGUCUACUGGUACAUCUACCUGGGCAAGGACACCAUGGAGACAGCCAGGGACGUGGAUCCAACCUCCUAAAAGCGAGAGGACCAGGAAAAGGGCACGUGCAGAGCGAGAGACCACCCUCCCCCUUCCCCUCUCUCUCUCUCUCCCUCUCUCGCUCUCUGAAGCGCUCAGCAUUUGUUCUCCUCUCAUCUGACAGAGGAAAUGAAUCAGAAACUCAUUUAUUCUGCUGCCGCACAUUCAUUCAUUUCGCAGGCUGUGACCGCGGCCCGCUUGUGUUCUGAUCAGUAGGCUGACGAACUGCCCUUCACGGGCCUCGAACGCUUUCAAGCCCGCCGACCUCGCAAACCAGACAGCGACAGCUGACAACGGAACGAGUGGUACCGCGGGAACCGCACAAGACACAUGAAAAAGAAAGCGGACGAUAUCAUCUAUGAUGGCUGCACCUGCUGGUGAUGCAAGAGUGAACCAAUGCUUUCAGAAGGCUGCCCUCUAUAGAGGCACAGCCCCCACUGCAAGCACAUCAAAGUCAACUUCCCUCUCUAUGUCGCCAAAAUGUGCUCAAAGCUGAGAGAAUGCAUGCUGGGGGUGGGCUUUGCAUCCCACCUUUGUCCACACAUGUCGCUGUGGGGUUCAUUUCUCAACUGUGGGCACACACACACACACACACACACCCACAGUGGGAGGAAAAAGUAUAUGAAGUCUUUGGAAUUUCUUGUAUUUCUGCAUAAAUUGGUCAUAAAA
Phyllopteryx taeniolatus (common seadragon) is the source of this 2143-nucleotide messenger RNA. RefSeq names its product gamma-aminobutyric acid type A receptor subunit alpha6a (gene gabra6a). Gene Ontology annotation, biological process: nervous system process; gamma-aminobutyric acid signaling pathway; regulation of postsynaptic membrane potential. The coding region runs from base 128 to 1474 and encodes 448 amino acids. NCBI's taxonomy places the organism in Eukaryota, Metazoa, Chordata, Actinopteri, Syngnathiformes, Syngnathidae. The record is from RefSeq and is a predicted model, not a curated record. Gene Ontology annotation, cellular component: neuron projection; synapse; dendrite membrane. The transcript has 10 exons. Gene Ontology annotation, molecular function: inhibitory extracellular ligand-gated monoatomic ion channel activity; GABA-A receptor activity; GABA-gated chloride ion channel activity.